AUGGCCACGGGGCCGGCAAGGGGGCAGCACUGCCCAGCCCCCAGCUCCCAGAAGCCCCCCAUGGAAGGGGUGUCCCCCAAGGGGGCUGCUGAGGGGCCAGCCUUGACCAGGAGGAGGAGCAAGAGGGAGCCAGGUCUCCGAGGGUCCCGGAAUGGCACUGGCAGCUCCGGGAGGCCAACCCCUGUCCAGGGAGCUGGGGACCCGGGAAGCAGCAAGGACCCCCCUGGGGGCGGGAAAGGGCCAGGGGAGCUGCCCCCCGUGACCCCCAGGCCAGCCUCUCGUCGCCACUCCCGCCGGCAUCAUCCUGCCCCCCAGCAUGAUGAGGCCCAGAGGACAUACUGGCCCCUGCUCAACCGCCUCUUUGGGAAGGACCGCGAGCUGGGCCCCGAGGAGCUGGAUGAGCUGCAGGCCGCUUUCGAGGAAUUCGACACGGACCGGGACGGCUGCAUCGGCUACCGGGAGCUGGGCGCCUGCAUGCGGACGCUGGGCUACAUGCCCACUGAGAUGGAGCUCCUCGAGAUCUCCCAGCACGUCAAGAUGCGCAUGGGCGGCCGCGUGGACUUCGAGGAAUUUGUGGGCCUGAUGAGCCCAAAGCUGCGGGAGGAGACGGCGCACAUGCUGGGGGUGCGGGAGCUGCGCGUCGCCUUCCGGGAGUUUGACAGGGACAGGGACGGACGAAUCACGGUGGCAGAGCUGCGGCAGGCGGCGCCGGCCCUGCUGGGGGAGCCGCUGGAUGGCCCUGAGCUGGAGGAGAUGCUCCGUGAGGUGGACCUCGAUGGGGACGGCACCGUGGACUUUGACGAGUUUGUGAUGAUGCUCUCCACCCGCUGAAGCUCCAGGAUGGAGACCCAGUUAUCCUGGUGGCCCCAGACUCCAGCAGGGUUUCUUCCAUGUACCGUCCCCCAAGAGGCCCCCCACAGGUGGAUGGAAGAGACCCC
Messenger RNA from Choloepus didactylus (southern two-toed sloth), 938 nucleotides. RefSeq names its product calcium binding protein 4 (gene CABP4). Gene Ontology annotation, molecular function: calcium ion binding. The record is from RefSeq and is a predicted model, not a curated record. The coding region runs from base 1 to 831 and encodes 276 amino acids. Lineage: Eukaryota; Metazoa; Chordata; Mammalia; Pilosa; Megalonychidae. The transcript has 6 exons.